CGUUCUCCAAAAGCGAAAAAGAGCCCUUGGGUAUCUGACUGCUUACCAGUUACCACCAAGCAAGAGAGGAGCAAAGAUCAUCGCCGGAGUCGGGAACGGCACGGCGAUUCCGGCUGAAUAAACGAGAGAGAGAAGGAGAGGGCGGCGGCAGCGCAGCGAUGGGUAGCCCGCGGCGGGUGGCCGUCCUACAACCCCUACAACUUCAGCCAGCUUGUCCCUGCCGAGCCCUCCGCCCAGCCCUCGGUCGGUCAGCAUUUCCCCCUCUUGGCGAUCUCUUCUCUGAAUGUCACACCAGCUACUUACAUUGCGACUCACAGGACAGAUCCGCCUCCCAAUCAAGGUGGAUGUCUCUCUUUGCUUUCAGGAGUGGAGCAUGUUUAUCCACAAAAGAUUUUACGCCCAUGUGAUAACAACAGAGUCCAGGAACAUCCUGAUACAGCACUUCUAUAAAAAAUCCGAGGAGAAGUUGAGGCGAAAGAGAGCUGCUACGGACAAUCUAGCUCCGGAGAACAAGAAGCAGCAGCCCAGGGGACCUGUUGCCGAUGUUGGAAGCCAGUCAAACGCCAGAAGCUAAACCGCAGCCGGUAUUCUCAUUUCCUGCAUCUCUCGAUGUCAUGCAACCUGUGUGCUUGCUGAAGCAUGCGUCGUCUGGUUCCUCACGUAUGAUCAGAAGACCUUGCUUAUUACUUUCAUGCAUGUACAUAACCUCAGUCUCAGUGCGGAGCAUUUCACAUGGCACUACUGCAGUCUUUUUAUCUGCAUAAUACUUGUACUUUUGAUUGUGCA
Molecule: messenger RNA, 786 nt
Organism: Phragmites australis (common reed)
Lineage: Eukaryota; Viridiplantae; Streptophyta; Magnoliopsida; Poales; Poaceae
Product: DET1- and DDB1-associated protein 1-like
Exons: 5
Coding region: 284-574 (96 amino acids)
Source: RefSeq, a predicted model, not a curated record